CUUCCGGUGUUAAAAUCAAGCGCGCUGUGUUUAAUUUUCGGCGUAUUUUCACUUUGAUGAUAGUUUUUUUAGAAAUUAAAAACGACUUCAACAUCAGCUCGAAAACAAAGAGGUUCUUAAAUGUGUUUUGAAUAUUUGUCGUUUUAGUAUACUGGUUUUUUGUGCGCUUUAGCUAGCAUUAGCUUCGUUAGUGAACGGAUAGCCAACUCAAGUUAUAAACGUUCCUGUAGAAAACUUAGUUCUUGAAGGGUUGUAAUUUUUAAACGUCUGCACAUGAAUCUGGAUUAAGCUGGUUUUUGGAGCUUUGUACAAAUGGAAGGUGACAUAAUGGAGGUGGCACCCAUACAGAGCAUCCACGUAGAGGUCCACGUUAAAUCUUUGAGCACAGCUAAACUCUCUGAGGUGAAGAUGCACAUCCAGGCACUGCUGAAUCGCCACAGUAUGGUGUUUGGAAACUACAGAUGGACUGAAUUUGAUGAUGAAUUUCUUUAUAAGCACGUGGAAUCUGUGGCCAUUGUUGAUUUUGAGGAAAUAAUUACACAGCCCCUGGAUUUAAAGAACUGUGACGUCUCCAUUCACAUUUUCACCCUGAACGAGGAAGGGCCCAGCAUGCUCAGUUUGGAGGAGGAUGAGGAACUCUCUGCUGCUAAUCAUUGGCUGCUGCCAGCAGCUGAGUUCCAUGGGAUCUGGGAAAGCCUUGUAUACGAAACAGGAGUGAAAACCAGGCUCCUCGAUUACGUCACAACAACCAUUUACUUCUCAGAUAAAAACGUCGAUAGCAACCUGAUUUCCUGGAACCGGGUUGUGCUUCUCCAUGGACCUCCAGGCACAGGGAAAACAUCGCUCUGCAAAGCUCUUGCCCAGAAACUGUCAAUCAGGCUGUCAAGUCGGUAUUCCUAUGGCCAAUUUGUGGAGAUAAACAGUCACAGUUUGUUCUCGAAAUGGUUCUCAGAGAGCGGUAAGCUGGUCACAAAGAUGUUUCAGAAAAUCCAACAACUGAUCGACGACAAAGAGGCUCUUGUGUUUGUUUUGAUCGAUGAGGUGGAGAGUCUGACAGCAGCCAGGACCGCCUGUCAGGCAGGAACGGAGCCAUCUGAUGCCAUCCGAGUGGUCAACUCCGUUCUCACGCAGCUGGAUCAGAUCAAACGGCAUCCAAAUGUGGUCAUCCUAACGACCUCCAACGUGACAGAGAAGAUUGACUUGGCGUUUGUGGACAGAGCCGACAUCAAACAAUACAUCGGACCUCCGUCAGAGAAGGGCAUCUAUAACAUCUAUCUGUCUUGUUUGGAGGAGUUGAUGAAGUGCCAGAUCAUCUACCCCAGGCAGCAGCUUUUCACCAUGUUCGAGCUGGAAACCAUGGGCUUCACUCAGACCGAGAUGGCUGAGUACAGUCUGAAACUGAAGAACAUUGCUGCAAAAAGCAAAGGUCUGAGUGGAAGGGCGCUCAGGAAAUUACCCUUUCUAGCCCACGCCCUCUUUGUGAAGACACCAACAGUAACUCUUGAAAGGUUCCUGGAGGCGAUGUGCCGAACAGUGGAUAAACAGAAGGAGGAGAAGGAUGAUCUAAUCAAUAGUGUUUAAAACCAUCCAUGUCUAAGAGCUGAAACAUGAAUCUUCAAAAGCUGUCCAUCUUUUGUUUUGUUUUUUUAAAUCUUUGGUUCAGUUGGCUAUGCAUCAUUUAAUCUGUCAUCUAAUAUAUUCCCAACCAAUCCCAUUUGUCUCUUAAUUCUACUUAUUAUUGUAACGUUGCGCUAACAUCCUAAAGUAAAGUGUACAAGCACAGGACUUGCCAUAUGAGAUGUUCUUCCAUCCAUGUUUUGCUUUGUUCCACUCCCACUGUUGGAUGUUUUUUUUAACGGUAAAAGAUAGCUUUAACCUUAACAGCCCUAGCCGUUGAUUUGUGCUUAAAGCUGGAGCUCAGACUGUCCUGCUGCUGUCAUAAAGUUAUUCAUCCUGUUGCUAAGGUGGAACUAGGCAUGGGGCAGUAGAUUGUUUUUUUUUUUUUUUUCAUUUAAAUGCAAAUGUUUGGAGAAACAGCCCUGCAGCUGAUACAAUGUGACAUCUUAAGACUCUGUGUUUUGUUUGUGCAUUUAGAUUUAUAUCCAAAUACAUUUUGGGUGGAGUUCUUUCUGCCCAUUUAAAUACUAAUGUUCAACAAGAAGUGGGGGAGGGGUUACAUUACUCUAUGCUUGAUACAGCUGGAGAAAGUUGCAAUCAGUUUGACAUAUCAAUAAAAGUUUGAGCUGUAGUAAGGAUGUGAUUAGAAAUAUUGAUUUUAAAACCCAUUUUUAAAAAGCUCUGUAACCGGCUCAUGACAGGGUAAGGUUCUCAUUUAGCAGUUACUUGUUGGAUAUCAAACACAGUGUUCAUGAUUAAAUUUGUCAUGGAGGGGUCAGUUUGUUUUUUGUUCUGUUUACUCCAUUGAUGUCACUGAGCUGGCUGCUGUCAUAUUUAUGCAUAGCAUCCCUUUACCUAGAAUAACCAUUUUACCCAAGUUAUGUUUGCUUAAUAACUACUAAUGGAUUGUAUUUUAAUUGUUUUCCUUAGGAUGUAUCUUCUUCAUAAGAAGUGUGUUUUGCUGUUUUGUAUUCAAGUUGUCUCUGAAAUAUCUCAAUGUUUGACACAUUUUUUUAUUUUUC
Molecule: messenger RNA, 2639 nt
Organism: Cyprinodon variegatus (sheepshead minnow)
Lineage: Eukaryota; Metazoa; Chordata; Actinopteri; Cyprinodontiformes; Cyprinodontidae
Gene: trip13
Product: thyroid hormone receptor interactor 13
Exons: 13
Coding region: 313-1581 (422 amino acids)
Biological process (GO): meiotic recombination checkpoint signaling; reciprocal meiotic recombination
Cellular component (GO): nucleus; chromosome
Molecular function (GO): ATP hydrolysis activity; ATP binding
Source: RefSeq, a predicted model, not a curated record